AUGAGAGCAGUGACGAGAAAUAAAAUAGUCAAUAACCUGUACUUUUCCACGUUUCUUAUUGCAUUUGCAUCAGUGGCCAUCGGUUCUGUAUUGCCAUGUCCAGCACAUUCUGUGGAUUCUGAUUCGCCAGCUGUACGGCAGCAUAAACUUCAGCUUGCUCACGAGCAGGAGUUAAGGAGGAAGGGUGCCUUAAGGAAGGAGAUUUAG
This is a messenger RNA of Saccharomyces paradoxus, 207 nucleotides long. It is a transcript of the gene COA2, whose product is annotated as Coa2p. Gene Ontology annotation, biological process: mitochondrial respiratory chain complex IV assembly. NCBI's taxonomy places the organism in Eukaryota, Fungi, Ascomycota, Saccharomycetes, Saccharomycetales, Saccharomycetaceae. The transcript has a single exon. Gene Ontology annotation, cellular component: mitochondrial matrix. Bases 1 to 207 code for a protein of 68 amino acids. The record is from RefSeq and is a predicted model, not a curated record.